Molecule: messenger RNA, 619 nt
Organism: Cervus elaphus (red deer)
Lineage: Eukaryota; Metazoa; Chordata; Mammalia; Artiodactyla; Cervidae
Product: keratin-associated protein 21-1-like
Exons: 1
Coding region: 36-326 (96 amino acids)
Source: RefSeq, a predicted model, not a curated record
CUUGCAGUCCACCUGAAUCCUCUUCCCUUGACAACAUGUGUUGUAACUACUACGGCAACUCCUGUGGCUAUGGCUGCGGAAACAGAUAUAGCUGUGGAUUCAGCCCCUACUAUAGCUGCGGAUAUGGAACCAGAUAUGGCUGUGGAUACGGCUCAGGAUACGGCUGUGGAUAUGGGACUGGCUGUGGAUAUGGUUCAGGAUACGGCUGUGGAUUUAGCCCCUCUUAUGGCUGUAGUUAUGGAACCAGGUGUGGCUGUGGAUAUGGCUCUGGCUACCACAGCUACGGGCCAGUCUGCUACAGGAGAUGUUAUUCUUCUUGCUGCUAGAACGUCACCAGCUAAAACACAGUUUAUGUCUGAAACCACACAUCUAAGAUAAUGCAGAUUCAAGGACUGAAAAGUCAUGGUGUCUAUAUGCAAGAAAUUACCUGCAAGACAGAGCUUGAACCUUUGACUACCCAUUUCUAGAUCGGCAACUUUGAGGCCUGAAGCUCCAUGGUGGUAUCAUCUGUCUUUUUUCCAAAUGUUAACCUUUACUCCCUUAAUCUCUGACUCUCUGUAGUAAUGAUCCUAAUACCCUACUAUUGGGGAAAUCCCUUGUUAUCAAUAAAAAUGGUUCA